Molecule: messenger RNA, 1180 nt
Organism: Neurospora tetraspora
Lineage: Eukaryota; Fungi; Ascomycota; Sordariomycetes; Sordariales; Sordariaceae
Product: P-loop containing nucleoside triphosphate hydrolase protein
Exons: 1
Coding region: 320-1180 (286 amino acids)
Biological process (GO): vesicle-mediated transport
Cellular component (GO): Golgi apparatus
Molecular function (GO): GTPase activity; GTP binding
Source: RefSeq, a predicted model, not a curated record
GACUUCUUAUAAAACAGGGAGCCAGAUCCACUGCCUUUAACUAUCCCGGGAUAGCUCUCUGCAAUCCAUCACCUCACCUGAUCUCCUGACGAGCGAACCCCUUGCAAACUCCGGCUCGGUUACAUAGCCAGGUCUGCGCAACUCGAAACGACAAACACCAAGGCCCAGCCAGUCCAGUCCGUCAUCGAAAAGAAGCAUUAAUACUACCCCCGCGACCAUCUGGAGGUUUCUCCUCCAUUAUUAUUAUCACCUCUACCAAUAUCCAUCAACGUCCUAGCAACCAACUCGACAAGCGGAUAUCCCACAACUACAACCAACCAUGUCGUCCUCACUACCCUGGGACUACAUCGCAAAGCUAGUAUGCAUCGGCGACUCAGGCUGCGGUAAAUCCUCGCUCACGAUCCGGCUCUGCGAAGGUCGUUUCGUCACCCACCACGACGUGACCAUCGGCGUCGAAUUCGGCUCGCGCAUCGUCCCCGUCGGUCCUCCUCACAGCGAUUCCCAAGAACAACAAUCACAAGAACCAACAGCCACCACCUCAGAUCCCACAACAACAAUACCAAACGGCACAACCUCCUCCUCCUCGGGCCUCCCCCCACCCCCAAUAGCCGCCAAACCCUCCUCUUCUUCAUCCGACCCCCCUGUCCCGCAAAAACACAUGAAACUCUCCCUCUGGGACACCGCCGGCCAAGAAACCUACAAAUCCGUCACCCGCUCAUACUUCCGCGGCGCCUCCGGUGCCCUCCUCGUCUUCGACUUGAGCAGGAAACAAACCUUCGAGCACGUAACCGACUGGCUGAACGACCUUCGCGCCAUCGCCGAGCCGGACAUUGUCGUUAUUCUUGUGGGGAACAAGGCCGAUCUUACAGAACAAAAUGAGGACGGGGAAAACAACAAGAGGGAGGUAACGAGGAAAGAAGCGGAAGAGUGGGCAAGGAAGAAUGGUGUCCUAGAAUACGUGGAGACGAGCGCGAAGAGCGGGGAGAAUGUCGAGAAGGCGUUUAUGAGGGUUGCCGAGAGGAUAUACCAGAAUAUUCAGGCGGGGAAGUAUGAUUUGAACGAUAGAAGGUCGGGGGUGAAGGGGCCGAGUGCUGGGUUAGGUGGUGGAGGGGGAGGGGGCGGGGGGACGAAUGUGAAGUUGACGGGGGAUAAGGCGGGGAGUUAUGGAGGGUGUUGUUAG